Messenger RNA from Podarcis lilfordi (Lilford's wall lizard), 1461 nucleotides. Lineage: Eukaryota; Metazoa; Chordata; Lepidosauria; Squamata; Lacertidae. The record is from the annotation of a GenBank genome assembly.
AUGAACCCCACCACUGCUCUCAUCCUCCUUGUCACCCUGACUGCGACAACACCUUCCUCGUUGAGCCACUGCACUGGACUACAAACAGACUACCAUUUCCUCGACUAUCACAAGGUCGAAACGGGAGGGAAGUCCAACCCGGACCGAAUGGGGGACUUUGAGUUCUGCCUUCCAGAAUCUCGAACUCUACUGCGUCAUUCCCUGGUACCCCGGCUCACCGACAGCGCAUACUGGGAACUCUUCAUCCGAGAUAAGGACUUACGUCGCAUCGGGUCAGCUGCCCUCACACUUGAUCACUCCUUUUACCGGCUGAAAUGUUAUAAUGGAACUUACCUACUCUAUAACAACGGAGAAGUCACACGCAGCCCUAACUGGACCGAGGCCGAACUGGGAACGGCCUCCCACGUAUACACAGACCCCAAUCACCCCUCCGAGAACUUGAUCUUUGGGUUCCAGUGCCUCCUCACGACCCCAAAACCCCACAAGCCCCAACUCCAAGGACUUUGCCUCAGACGAUUCUGCUGCCUUUGGAACUUGGGAGUCACCCGUGAUUGGAAGGGAGCCGACUACCUAGAAGGGUGGCACCAUCCCAUACACCCCUCACGCUCUCCUUCAUGGGACAACGUUGGGCCUCUGAGGUGCGGCGGCAUUGCCCGGGAUAGGCGGCUCCUAAAUACCUCUGACCCACUCCACCCAUUUGGCACUGCACCUCGACGACUAGGCCCUGCACCUGCCCUCCCAGGAGAAGACCUUCUUUCCUCCUGGGAACAGAACUCCUACAUCAAACUUCUCAGCCAGGUCGCUAAAGAAGCACCAUACCCCGAUUGCUGGAUUUGCGCUCAUGCUCCCAGCCACCUUCAACAGAGUCUACCCCUGGUCCCGGUGCCAGUGACCUUAGAACAAUUUCGCUCCGGAGAUGUCGUCUCCUGGAACCUAACUGCAUUAAAUCUAACACACCAAUAUCUGUACCUCACCGGCCCCACGAAAGGACCCCUUUGCCGCAGUUUCACUGGAGAGGGAACCUUCAUCGGAUCCAGUACCUGCAAUACUGACUUAGAAAUCCUAGCCGAUGGCCAAGUCACCAUCACUGACCCACGUGGUUCCCAGACCUUCCCCAAUCUCACCAUUGCAUGGGCUACUGCUGUCAGCCAACCCCCCACCUGGCAACCACAACUCACAGACUUUAUGCUGUUACAGACUUUUGCUUCAGGAAGGAUGGAAUCUUACCUCAGUGGCUUAUUCUGGAUUUGCGGACACCGCGCAUAUACUUGGGUGAGCCCACACAUGUCGGGCUCCUGUUUUGUGGGGUACAUCGUCCCCGGAAUUAGAGUUGUCCCACACCUGCCCCCGGAAGACAGAGGAAUAAAAGGGACCAAAACAGCUGUCAGACCUCUCAGACGUUGCUGCAAAUGGAGAAACCGUAGGCCGUGCCCUCUUUCCCGCCUAUGGAGCCGGAUCUAA